Molecule: messenger RNA, 690 nt
Organism: Thyridium curvatum
Lineage: Eukaryota; Fungi; Ascomycota; Sordariomycetes; Thyridiales; Thyridiaceae
Exons: 3
Coding region: 1-690 (229 amino acids)
Source: RefSeq, a predicted model, not a curated record
AUGGCACCUCCCGCCCCAGACUCGGAUUUCUACCUGUUCGCCAACGUCAACUUCAAGCCGGGACGAUACGAUGCUUGGCAGAAGGCGUACGAUGGCCUGGGAGAGUAUGUGUUUGCCAACGAGCCGACAACAAAGUCUUACUACUUUGGUGUGCCGCCCGAGUACAAGGACGACAUCUCGGAGACGACCAUGAUGUUUGCCUUUGAGGUGUACGACAAGCGCGAAAGCCUCUACGUAACCCACUUCAACUCCGCGGCCAUGGGCGAGUUCCAAAGGGGCGCCGUCCCGGAGAUGGCCACGGGCUUCGACCUGCAGCACUACGCCUCGCUGGGCGGCUUCCUCGACGCGCCGGGCGACAGGCGCGAGUGCGGCGUCAUGCACGACGCCCACGUCACCUGCAAGUCGGCCGCGGACCGCCGGGCCGUCGCCGACAGCCUGCGGCGGCUGGCCGCGUCGCUCGGGGCCGACGGCCUGGUCGGCGCGGGGGUGUGGACGUGGAUGGCGUACGAGUGCCUCGACAACGAGACGGACCUGCGCAUCUACGGCCGCUUCCGGGACUGGGACGCCAUGAAGACGUGGGACCGGCGGGCGGAGGUGCUGGGCCUCUGGGAGAAGCACGGGUGGAAGGAGGUCGACAAGGUUGUGCAGAGGGCGCUCAUUCCCACUGGCAAGGGGUGGCUGCACCGAUAG